AGCCAGUAUUGGUUCCAAAGUUUGACCGCAGACACCAAAACGACCCAGUCUCUCUCUCUCUCUCCUUUUGAUACGUUGCACCGGUGCCCAUAAAUCCCUUAUUCAACUUUCCCUUUUUUCUUGUUCAAAUCUCGUUUUAAAUUCUUAUGGCGGUUGAUUUCAUGAGUCUUUACCGAAACAACAACGUUUUGAUAACCAAAAUGGAAGAUAAUUCCGUACAAGAAGCCGCUGCUGCUGGUCUCCAAAGCCUCGAGAAUCUUGUCGGAUUACUCUCGCAUCAAACCAAUACGACGUCGUCCUCAUCUUCUUCUCCUCCUCCUUCUGAAUUUGUUGAUUAUGUAGCUGUUGCUGACGUGGCGGUUAAUAAGUUUAAAAAAUUUAUAUCUCUUCUGGAUCGGAACCGCACUGGUCACGCGCGGUUCCGACGUGGACCGGUUUCUACUCCGGUUCACAAAUCUUCGCCGGUGGUUACACCGGCAAAGAUUAACCACCAACAGAACCACCAGAUAAUAACUGGUGUUUCUGCGGUGGUGGCAGUGCCGGAUAAGGUGUAUUCUCCGGCACCAAUACAGCAACGGCUUCCACCGCCGUCUCAGGUGAAUAGUCUGCAUCUAGUGAAAUCUGAAUCGAUAGGUAGGAAGGACUUUCCGGUGACGACUAUUAACUUCGCUGCUGCGGCAGCUGCCGCGACGACUCAGGCGAACUCGUUUAUAUCGUCGUUGACCGGAGAUACAGACAGUUUACAGCCGUCGAUGUCUUCUGGAUUUCAGAUCACGAAUCUGUCACAGGUUUCGUCUGCUGGUCAACCGAAUCACUCGUCUUCUUCGUUUAAACGGAAAUGUAAUUCUGUUGGUGAUUCCCACACUAAAUGUGCUAAUUCAUCUGGCCGAUGCCAUUGUUCGAAGAAAAGGAAAUCGAGGAUGAAGAGAGUGGUUAGAGUACCGGCGAUAAGCAUGAAGAUGGCGGAUAUACCGCCGGAUGAUUACUCGUGGAGGAAGUACGGUCAGAAACCGAUUAAAGGAUCUCCACAUCCAAGAGGUUAUUAUAAGUGUAGUAGUAUAAGAGGUUGUCCAGCAAGAAAACAUGUUGAAAGAGCUUUGGAUGAUCCUGCAAUGCUUAUUGUUACUUACGAAGGAGAACAUAACCAUUCUCAUAAUAUGAACGACACGCCGGCGGCUAUAGUUCUUGAAUCUUCUUAAACUCACGAAAAACGUAUUCUAUCGGAUCAUUAUAUAUGUAGCUUACAUGGAAAACAAAAUGUAAAUCUCAAUUGCUACCUUUGUAGAGGGAAAGGGCUUUGUAUGGCUGUAGUGUCAACAAGAGGAUGAUUUGAUUUGUUACUAGACUUUUUUUUUUAAUUUUCUUUUAUAUAGAUUUUAUGUGUAUCUGUAUCGAUCUUUUUUUUAAGUGUUCUAUAUGGUAAGAUUAUCAAUUAUUUCAGAUUA
This is a messenger RNA of Helianthus annuus (common sunflower), 1445 nucleotides long. Its product is annotated as probable WRKY transcription factor 7. Lineage: Eukaryota; Viridiplantae; Streptophyta; Magnoliopsida; Asterales; Asteraceae. Bases 147 to 1199 code for a protein of 350 amino acids. Gene Ontology annotation, molecular function: sequence-specific DNA binding; DNA-binding transcription factor activity. Gene Ontology annotation, biological process: regulation of DNA-templated transcription. The record is from RefSeq and is a predicted model, not a curated record. The transcript is spliced from 3 exons.